Molecule: messenger RNA, 2894 nt
Organism: Plutella xylostella (diamondback moth)
Lineage: Eukaryota; Metazoa; Arthropoda; Insecta; Lepidoptera; Plutellidae
Biological process (GO): DNA integration
Molecular function (GO): nucleic acid binding
Source: RefSeq, a predicted model, not a curated record
AGAUAUCCGCUCCCUCUUAUCGAUGAUCACAUAGAUCGGUUAGGGAAUUUCGAGCUUUUUACUGGGCUAGAUAUGGCUACUGGGUUUCUACAAAUACCGAUGGAGGAAGAGUCGAUUUCUAAAACUGCUUUUGUGACCCCCGAGGGACAUUUUGAGUAUUUAAAAAUGCCCUAUGGCUUAUCAAAUUCCCCUAUUGUGUAUCAACGCAUUAUCAACAACACUUUGCGCAAAUUCAUUGAUUCCGGGAAUGUUUUAGUGUAUGUUGAUGACGUGCUAAUAAUGAGCAUGACCGUGGCGGAGGGACUAGAGCUUUUACGAGACGUCCUGAAAACAUUGACAGAGGCAGGAUUUUCGAUUAAUCUAAGUAAAUGUUUCUUCCUAACUAAAGAGAUUGAAUACCUGGGGAGAGUUGUCAGUAGAGGUCAGGUUAGGCCGAGUCCGCGAAAAGUUGAAGCUCUAGUCAACUCACCCGUCCCACAAAACGUGAAACAAGUUCGACAGUUCCUGGGUCUAGCCGGAUACUUCCGACGGUACAUCAAAGACUAUUCUUCAAAGACUGCAUGUAUCGCUCGCUUGACGAAGAAAGGGGUUAAGUUUGAUUGGGGCCCGGAACAAGAAAAAGUUAGACAAGAACUAAUUACGUGUCUGACAAGCGAGCCCAUACUUGCAAUCUUUGAUCGCACUUUAGCAACUGAGCUGCACACGGAUGCGAGCAGUGCAGGAUAUGGCGCGGUACUUAUACAGGUUGAUAAGGAAGGAAAAAAACGGGUAGUUGCCUAUUUUAGUAAAGUGACCCAAGGCGCUGAGAGCAGAUACCAUUCGUACGAGCUCGAGACUUUAGCAGUAGUCAAAGCCCUUCAGAAUUUUCGCCACUAUCUGGUCGGAAUUCCUUUCAAAAUAAUCACGGACUGCAAUGCCCUGAAGUCGACAGAACGUAAGAAGGAUCUGCUCCCGCGUGUUGCUCGUUGGUGGAUUUACUUACAAGAUUUCGAUUUCACGAUCGAAUAUAGAAAAGGCACCAUGAUGCCCCAUGCGGACUACUUAAGCCGAAAUCCACCAACGACCAACCAGGUUCACAAUAUAGAGAAGCCACGAAACUGGGCCCAAAUUGCUCAGUCUGCUGACGAGGAAACCAUAGGUUUAAUAGAGAAACUUAGAGAUGGCAACUUGGAUCCCAGACAAUAUGUUUGUCAAAAUGACAUCCUCUAUUACCGGUACACACCUGUAGGUGAAGAUGCACGGUUGUUGUGUUAUAUUCCCAAGGGACAUAGGUUGAGUCUCUUGAGAAUAUUCCACGAUGAACACGAGCAUAUUGGGGUUGAAAAAACUAUUGAUCUGAUACUAAAGCACUUUUGGUUCCCUGGUUUGCGCCAAUUUGUUUCAAAAUAUGUAAGCCAUUGCCUCACAUGUAUAUCAAGAAAAAGAGUCCCAAGGGCACCACACCAACCACUAACCUCAUGGGAUAAGCCUAAUUCCCCAUUUAAUACUGUUCACGCUGAUGUGUUAGGUCCAUUACCACAAUCAAAUGGUUACAAAUUUGUAUUUGUAUUGGUAGAUGCUUUUACAAAAUUUUGUUUACUCUAUGCAAUGUAUAAACAAGAUGUAACUGAGCUUAAACGAGUGUUCAAUGAUGCUAUCUCACUCUUUGGAGUCCCAAAACUUCUUAUAACUGACCGCGGGCGCAUGUUUGAAUCGUCCCAAUUCGUAACUGUGAUAACUGAGCUUGGCUGUGAUAUUCACUACAUCACGCCUGAGAUGCACCAGUCAAACGGUCAGGCCGAGAGGUACAUUCGUACCGUACUUAAUAUGAUCAGAAUAGAAACAAGCCAAAACAAUUCCACAUGGUCCAAUGUUUUGUGGAAACUUCAGCUUGUUCUUAAUAUCACCAAGCAAAAAACCACUCAAGUAUCACCGCUUAACCUACUAAUUGGAUCUGAAGGAACUACACCCGUGAUUAGGUCCCUAGUUCGUGAUGUGGCCGUGGAACGGUCACAACCUAACCGCGAAGCCCUCCGAGAAAUGUGCAGGACUCGAGCUAAUGAACUUUUGUAGAGGAAUCAGGAGCGCCAGGACGCGUAUGUCAAUCGGGACCGUCGUCCACCACGGGUAUUCAAAAUUAAUGAUUUGGUAUUUGUAAUCAAGUUUUCGCAGUCAACAGGAAAGCUUGACCCAGGCAUGCGAGGCCCGUAUAAAGUAACGAAGGUGCUGCCCAGCGAUCGAUACGAGCUGAAGCUGUUGAGUGGGGGCUAUGGAAAGACCACGCAAGCUGCGGCAGAAUACAUGGUGCCGUGGCGUGGAGAGUGGUGCCCCGAUACGUGCGCAGCAUUCUUUGCGAAUGAUGCUAACGAGGGUGACAAUGCGGUGCCACCACUUCAACCUGAUGACAACUCUUCAGCUCCAGCAGGGCCAUCAUCGCGAUCCGAUGACUGCUCUUCGGCUCAAGCAGGGCAUCCUCCGCGACCUGAUGACAGCUCUUCGGCCCCAGCAGGGCCGCCACUACGACCUGAUGACGGCUCUUCGGCUCAAGCAAGACAUAAAACUCCCGAGGACGGGAUAGCGUCAGGAUAGGCCGUAUAAGUGUAGGGAGUAGAAUUUUUGUUAACGCUGUCCACCCUUUGCGCACUCGCCUAUAUAAACGCCCCGCGCCAGUCGCUCGGGCUUACUUUUCGGCGGCUCUCGGUGCGUGCGGUACUCUUGGAGUGCAUAAGGGGUUGGCAGCGGUUCGGUAUCGUUAUUUUUUAUUUUACUUGCCUUUAUUUUCAUAACUUACUGUGUGAAUAAUAUUGCUGUGCUUAAUUUGUGUAUAUACGAAUGGCUUUUUGAUUGUGUGAUUAACUUAAUUAUUAGGAAAUAGAUCUAAGGUUUUGUUUUUCAAUAAAUUGUAAAUUGUUUUA